Messenger RNA from Xyrichtys novacula (pearly razorfish), 333 nucleotides. NCBI's taxonomy places the organism in Eukaryota, Metazoa, Chordata, Actinopteri, Labriformes, Labridae. The record is from the annotation of a GenBank genome assembly.
AUGUCUGAAGCCAAAGGAAACAGUUACACACUUGAGUCAUCGUGGAAAGCAGGCUACAACCUGAGAAAACAAACCUCCGCUGGCGCCGAAGAGGACCUGGAGGAUGGCAACAUGCUAGGUGAAGCUAAUGUGGCUAGUGCUAUUGCCCAACAGGUCACGGAGAAGAUUAGCGCCCUGAUGGAGCUUAAAUUUGCCAAGCUGAAGUCCUCUCUGGAUAAACUAAGUAACCGUAUUAAAGACAACACCGAAAGAAUUGCUGAGGCGGAAAACCGCAUCCCAGAGGGUGAAGACCUCACCGCAUCCACGGAAAACAAGCUUUCCCAUAGGAACUGA